Molecule: messenger RNA, 888 nt
Organism: Vanderwaltozyma polyspora DSM 70294
Lineage: Eukaryota; Fungi; Ascomycota; Saccharomycetes; Saccharomycetales; Saccharomycetaceae
Gene: NIT2
Product: putative hydrolase
Exons: 1
Coding region: 1-888 (295 amino acids)
Molecular function (GO): hydrolase activity, acting on carbon-nitrogen (but not peptide) bonds, in linear amides
Source: RefSeq, a predicted model, not a curated record
AUGUCGAAAAUAUUUAGGAUAGCUGUUGGACAAUUAUGUGCUGGAAGUAAUUUGAGUAAGAAUUUGCAAGUUGUCAAAGAUUUGAUUAAUCAAGCUAUUGAUAAAAAUGCUAGAGUGAUUUUUUUCCCUGAAGCUACAGAUUAUCUUGCAAAAGAUGCAUCACAUUCUAUAAAAUUAGCUCACCAGAGUGAUCAAUUUAUUAAAAAUUUGCAAAAUUUUAUAAAGGAGACAAACUUAUAUAAGGGGAGGUCGAUUGAUGUCUCUAUAGGUGUUCAUAUGCCAUCUAGUGAAAAUAUUGGUAAUAAUAUGGAGAAAGUUAAGAAUGUUUUAAUUUAUAUAAAUUCUAAAGGUGAAACUAUACAUCAUUAUCAAAAAAUACAUCUUUUUGAUGUUGAUAUUGCCAACGGACCCGUACUAAAAGAAUCUAAUUCAGUCCAACCUGGAAAUAUUAUUCCCGACAUUAUUGAAACACCUGUUGGUAAACUUGGUUCUUCAAUUUGUUAUGAUAUUAGAUUCCCUGAGUUAGCACAAAGAUUAAGGAUUAAAGGUGCUGAAAUUAUCUGCUAUCCAAGUGCAUUCACUAUGAAGACGGGUAAAUUACAUUGGGAAGCAUUAGGCAAAGCUAGAGCCUUAGAUACACAAUGUUUUAUAGUAAUGCCUGGCCAACAAGGGGUGCAUGAAAUUGAAGAUUUAGAACCUAAUAAGAAAAGAGAGUCAUGGGGACACUCAAUGGUUAUUAACCCUUGGGGUCAAAUAAUUGGCGAGAUUGAGAGUACUGAUAGUCAACCAAAAUUAUUAGUGGUCGAUUUGGACUAUAAAGAUUUAAAUGAAGCUCGUGAGUCUUUACCAAUAUUUAAACAUAAAAGGGUUGAUAUUUUCGGCGACUAA